AUGUAUACCAUCGCGAUCAACGCCCUCGUCGUUGCGCUUGGUCUUGUGGUCACCCUCCGCCUUCUCAAAGGACGUGGUCUCCAGUGCAUUGGCCUGGCUCCCCAUCAAGUCCUCUUUCCGGGACCGUCGACUGUGCCCUUCUUUGGAAACCUUUUGGAGCUUCGUCAUGGACAUGCCAGAUGUCUCGCGCGGUGGGCGGAUACAUUUGGCCCUAUAAUGCGCAUUGUUCUUGGCGACCGUGAAGCAGUUGUUUUGAACACUCACGAGGCCGUUCAACGCACUCUAAUAGCCCAAGGCCAAGCUUUUCAAGGUCGACCUGAGACCCGAGAAUACCAUGGCUUCUUUACGGUGGUCGCUGGCGAGCAUGAGUCUCCCCCAACAAUUGGCACUUCGCCGUGGACUAGUCAAGUCUCUGCACACCGCAAGCACCUUGGAUUGCAGAUAACAGGCAACAAGCAUCGGCGGUACGAUGCUUUUGUGGCGCGCCGCCUCCACGGAUUUAUCAGCCUCCUUGCCUCGGAUGCCAAAAAGGGUCCGCGCGACAUGGCCGCUGCAGCCUGGACAACGACGAUGGGUCUUAGCGUCGACAUGUGCUUCGGAACGCACAUUAGCGACGCCGAUGCACGCGCGAUGGCGGACAUCGAGCUCGAGAUCUUCCGCGGACCGCGCAGCAUCGGUCAGCCUUUGCACGCCGCCGUCCCCCUUCUCACCAUUGGGCAGAAGAUCUUGCGUCCCGCGCAUGAUAUCCUCGGCGCUAUUGGUCUCGCUGGCUUCCUCGACGACAUCAUCCGCGGAGAGGAUGCUGCGAAGGCGCUCCGGGCCACCGAGAUUGGUUAUGCCGCCCGCCUGAAAGAUGGUCUUCACACGCGUAUACGGGCAGGAGAUACGACCCCUAGCCAGCUUGGUGACAUCUUGCGCGCAGAAGGCGACUCGUACCCAUCGGCCAACGAGUAUAAGGUUGCGUUAUCCUUGAUCAGUACUGGCACAGGUGUCGGAACACUCGUUCUUUGGACAGCUGGGCUUCUCGCAUCACGCCUCGACUUGCAAGCCACGGCCAUGCAAGCCAUUCAGGCGGAGUACGGCGACGCCAUUCCCGAUCCGCUCGACACGGGCCGAGUUGAGUACAUUGCCGCCCUCGGUACGGAGGCAGGUCGCUAUUUCGCCAGCCUCACCCUUGGUUUUCCGCGCGAAACUAUUGAGGACGUAGAAGUAGGCGGAGUGUCCAUUCCGAAAGGAACGAUCGUUAUGCACAACACCUUUUCUAUCAAUCGGGACCCUGCGCGGUAUGAUCGUCCAGACGAGUUCCUUCCCGAGCGCUGGUGCAAUGGGCAUUACGGCCGUGUUGCCCAGAAGGACCCAAGAGUUGGGGUUGCCCAUAUGAAUAAUGGAGUAGGGAGGCGUCAGUGCCUGGGUAUGCCAUAUGUCAAUAAGACACUCUACGGCAUGAUCAUCCUACUAGUCCGCUUCUUCAAGCUUGAGCGCGCAGAGCUCGAUGAAGAAGGCCGCAAGGAGGUCUUCCCGGCUUACCGCGCUACCGGCACGGAUGCCAGCGCGGAGAUGGAUCCCAUCACGGACCAGGCGUUAGAGUGCGCCGCGCAGGCUCUCCCACGGGCUACUGGAGUUAGGCUCAUACCGCGCGACUCGGCGGAGCUUGCGCAUUGGCUUGAUGGAGGUUAUGAAUCUUCUGGUUACUUCGGUUCGCAAGAGAUGGACGAAGGGUCGCGCUGA
Messenger RNA from Peniophora sp. CBMAI 1063, 1728 nucleotides. The record is from the annotation of a GenBank genome assembly. NCBI's taxonomy places the organism in Eukaryota, Fungi, Basidiomycota, Agaricomycetes, Russulales, Peniophoraceae.